AUGGCUGUCAUAUGUCUAAUAACGUUUUUCCUGGCUACAAACAUUAAAGAGGCAAACAGCAUUCUCUUAGAAAAUAUUAAUAACCAUCAGCAAACAACGCCAGCAGCUCAUCCUGAUACUCUGAUUUUUCUUAUGCAAGAAGUGAUUCAGUUGAAGAAUACCGUACAACAAAAUGCACAGGAAAUGAAUCGUUUAAAAACUGAACUAGAGGCUGGAAGGAAUAUAAGCAUUGCUAAUGAGAUACGCAAACUGCAUGCAGAAAUAUCUGUGAUGAAAUUUACUUUUGAAAACGCAAUCAACGAUCACUCGAGCUCACAUUUAGUCAGUGAAACAAACUUAACGGGCGUAAUGGCGAAACUCCAUACCAUGGAAAAUGGCUUUCGACAGUUAACCCUUGCCUUGAAUGAAAAGGUUUCAAACGUGCAAAUGACUAGACACAAUGUACAAAUGAAUGCACUGCUGAACAAUAUCUCAAAUCGUGUCCAUGCUGUAGAAAAUGAAAAGGUGUCAAACAAGCAAAUGAAUGCAUUGCUUAAAAAUAUCUCAUAUCGUGUGCAUUCUUUAGAAAAUGAAAAGCAAAUUGUAUCACAAAUAUCCAAUCAUGAGUCAUCUUUGGACGCAAUGAUGCAUAACUUAACAGAGCGUGUUCAUUCUUUGGAGUAUGAUAAAGUCCUGCCAGGAAGAAUCAGAUUGGUAAAUGGAUCGACGAUUUGGAUGGGGAGAGUUGAAGUGUCUUAUAACGGUACAUGGGCCACUGUACCUGGCCUUAGGCACGAUGGCUACAGGUAUACUUUUGAUGACAAGGCUGCCCAGGUAGUGUGUCGUAUGCUGGGAUAUCCGACUAAAAAUGCUGCUGCUAUCCAUGAAAUAUCUCCAUUACAUUUUGGAAAGGGGUCAGGGCAUGUUGAUAUGUCGCUUUAUGGUCUCCAUUGUACUGGACGUGAGAGCUCGCUCUAUCAGUGCAGCAAAACUACAGAUCCAAAUCCAUUUCAAGUACAUUAUUAUGAUGCAGGUGUUGCUUGCAUGGAUAUACGCCUAGCUGGCGGGUCGUCACCGAUGAAUGGUAGAGUUGAAGUGAAUCUAGGAGAGGGAUGGGGUACUGUGUGUGACGAUGGUUGGGAUAAUAACGAUGCUCGUGUUGUGUGUAGAAUGCUGGGAUAUCACGGGUCUGCACAAGGACUUCAGGGAACACCUACCACUGGAGGAAAAGGCACAAUCUGGUUGGAUGAUCUUAAUUGUACAGGAAGUGAAACCUCAUUAGUGCAGUGUAAAAUGAAUCCCAUUGGUAUCGGUUUUGCGAAUUGUAAUCAUGAUAAGGAAGAUGCGCGUGUUGUUUGUCAAGCAUAUUUGUUUCAUAACGUCAUACAUGGGACAAACGCUAUGGCUGUCAUCUCUCUAAUAACGUUUUUCCUGGCUACAAACAUUAUAGUGGCAAACUGUAUUCUCUUAGAAAAUAUUAAUAACCAUGAGCAAACAACGCCAGCAGCUCAUCCUAAUACUCUAUUUUUUCUAAUGCAAGAAUUGAUUCAGUUGAAGAAUACCGUAAAACAAAAUGCACAGGAAAUGAAUCGUUUAAAAACUGAACUAGAGGCUGGAAGGAAUAUUAGCGUUGCUAAUGAGAUCAACAAACUGCAUGCAGAAAUAUCUGUGAUGAAAUUUACUUUUGAAAACGCAAUCAACGAUCACUCGAGCUCACAUUUAGUCAGUGAAACAAACUUAACAGGCGUAAUGGCGAAACUCCAUACCAUGGAAAAUGGCUUUCGACAGUUAACCCUUGCCUUGAAUGAAAAGGUGUCAAACGUGCAAAUGACUAGUCACAAUGUACAAAUGAAUGCAUUGCUGAACAAUAUCUCAAAUCGUGUCCAUGCUGUAGAAAAUGAAAAGGUGUCAAACAAGCAAAUGAAUGCAUUGCUGAAAAAUAUCUCAUAUCGUGUGCAUGCUUUAGAAAACGAAAAGCAAAUUGUAUCACAGAUAUCCAAUCAUGAGUCAUCUUUGGACGCAAUGAUGCAUAACUUAACAGAGCGUGUUCAUUCCUUGGAAUAUGAUAAAGUCCUUCCAGGAAGAAUCAGAUUGGUAAAUGGAUCAACCAGUUGGAUGGGUAGAGUUGAAGUGUCUUAUAACGGGACAUGGGCCACUGUACCUGGCUACAGGUACACUUACGGUGUCCAUAAUUUUGAUGACAAGGCUGCCCAGGUAGUAUGUCGUAUGCUGGGUUAUCCGACAAAAAAUGCUGCUGCUAUCUACGAAUCAUCUCCAGUAUAUUUUGGAAAAGGAUCAGGGCCUGUGGCUAUGACUCUUUUUGGUAUAUAUUGUACUGGACAUGAGAGCUCGCUCUAUGAGUGCAACAAAACUACAGAUGCAAACCUUAUUCAAGCACAUAAGUUUGAUGCGGGUGUUGCUUGCAUGGACAUACGUCUGGCUGGCGGUUCGUCACCGAUGAAUGGUAGAGUUGAAGUCAACCUAGGAGGAGGAUGGGGUACCGUGUGUGACAAUGGCUGGGAUGAUAACGAGGCUCAAGUUGUGUGUAGAAUGCUGGGAUAUAACGGGUCUGCACAGGGACUUAAAGGAUCAAGUACCACCGGCGGAAAAGGCACAAUCUGGAUGGAUGAUCUUGAAUGUACAGGAGGUGAAACCUCAUUAGUGCAGUGUAAAAUGAGUCUUUAUGGUAUCAAUUUUUCGGGUUGUAGACAUUAUAAGGAUGCACGUGUUGUUUGUCAUGCAUAGCUUCUAGACUCAGUCGAAUUAUUUAUAACCUUGUGAUUUAUACUCGCAAUUCUGUAAUAUAUUUUUUGAUUGAUUGAUUGUAUAUUGCUC
Messenger RNA from Saccostrea cuccullata (small rock oyster), 2814 nucleotides. Its product is annotated as scavenger receptor cysteine-rich type 1 protein M130-like. NCBI's taxonomy places the organism in Eukaryota, Metazoa, Mollusca, Bivalvia, Ostreida, Ostreidae. The transcript is spliced from 11 exons. Gene Ontology annotation, cellular component: membrane. Bases 1 to 2724 code for a protein of 907 amino acids. The record is from RefSeq and is a predicted model, not a curated record.